UCCCAGCACAGCCGUAUCAGGGGCAGUCAUCACUGGCACACUGAGGUGGUCUCUGUCCUCUCACUCCCUCCUAUUCCAACAUAGUUUCUGCCUUCUGAAUCAUAACCCCAGGACUGUUUUCUAAAGAUUGCAACCACCGUAAAGCAAGAGAAAAUGAGUUGCCACAGAGGCCCCCUCGCUCCAAGGCCCAGUAAUAGACACCUAGACGCAUCCUUUUGACGGGGCCCACCAACCCAUUUGAGCAUCCCAAGACCAGUAAAAAACAAAAAGGGAAAAUGGAGAACAUAACAUGGGGAGCGAUGGAAGACAUUCAGUUGAACUGCAGCAUGUCCGGGAGGCAUAAUUUUAUCUUCACCCUCAUCCCUGUUGUCUACGGCUGUAACUUCGUCAUUGGCGUUGUGGGAAACAGCAUGGUGGUGGCAGUUAUCUACCGCUACAUGAAGUUGAAGACUGUUGCUAAUGUUUUUGUACUCAACCUGGCAAUAUCUGACCUCACUUUCCUCAUGACACUGCCUAUGUGGGCCACCUUUACUGCCACAGGCUACCACUGGCCCUUCGGAGGCUUCCUGUGUCAGGCUAGUGCUGGCUUGGUCAUAUUUAAUCUCUACACUAGUAUUUUCUUCCUCACUGCCCUCAGUAUUGACCGCUACCUCGCCAUCGUACACCCAGUGGGCUCUCGUCAACACCGUACAGUAGUCUAUGCCCGUAUUACCUGUGUGCUGAUCUGGCUCUUUGCCUUCCUGCUCAGUGUUCCCACGGCUUUGACCCGUGACAUCAUUCAGAUCUCCAACACUACGGCGUGUGGCCGGCGUCUCCCAAACGGCCCCACUGCCUCACAAGGACUCAGCCACCUCCUAUUGGCCAUCAGCCUGAUGAAGAGCCUGCUGGGCUUCCUUAUCCCCUUCAUGAUCAUCAUUACCUGCUACUGCCUGAUUGGACGAGCACUGCGUGGGGCAAGGAGCAUCCAGAGGAGCAAGCGCUCACGAGAUGACGAAGUGUUGCGGAUGCUAGCGGCGGCGGUGCUAGCUUUCUUCCUGUGCUGGGCUCCCCAUCAAGUGUUCCACUUUAUGGAUGUCCUGGCCCAGCUGAAGGUGCUGGAGAACUGCACCACACUAGACAUCAUCGACACAGCCAUGCCCUUCACCAUCUGUGUAGCCUACUUGAACAGCUGCGUCAACCCCAUCCUCUACAGCUUUGUGGGGAACAACUUCCGGAAGAGUUUGUUACGUUUGCUGCGCUGCACCGCACCCACCACCGGAGCCCACCCUAGCAUCACGUCCAAGAUGAGUGUCCUCUCUUACCAUGCUUCUGAGACACUAAACCUCACAGCCAAGACCAAUAUGGCAAAUGUGAAAUAAGAAAGUUCAGGGAGAGUGUCAGCUGUCCUUUUUCAUUCUGCUCAUCUACGUUUGUUUUCAGAGAAUCAUAGAGAGGAGACACUGUCGUUUUUAAAGCCCCAAAUGUAUGACCAAGCACUGGAAGAAACUAGCUGUACAUUUCUUGAGUUUAUGUUUUAACAGAAAGUAAUUGACGGAAAUACAUAACUUUGGCAGUCUCAGUCCAGACGUCCUACAUGACAUUAUAGUACUUGACUCAAUACAGUUCAAUGUCAUUUCUGUCUGUAUUUAUAAACAACCUGGAACUUGCAUGUAAACAACCUGGAACAUACUGCCUGGGAGAAAUAUUCAAUAUUUGAGUUAUUUUAAGGAUACUCAAAUAUUUAGAUGAUUAUUAUGGCUUAUUUUACCUACCAAACCAACUUGUUAGAGGAUACCUUGUUUGACUUGUCUUCUGUAUAAGUGUGAUGUAUGUAAAGGCACAUUUUUCUGUGUUGUGUCUGUGAAAAUAAUGCACUCCGCAUAAUCCCAAUGACAAAUGAAGUUUGAUUGUCCCAACACCAACUGUCUAUAUGUUUUGCUGCUUGUGAUAUCAUUAUUGCAUUGUGGAAAAUGUCUUUGUAAUUAAUUAGAAAAAAUGGUCAGAGUUGACCUUAAAUAAAUCGUAUUUACUAAUGAACUGAAGGGCAGUGAAUUUCAUGACAUUUAAUUAUGAUAAAAUGUAUCUAAUUACAGCUGUAAAGGUUAUUAUGAGUAAAAAGUUGAUUUGAAAGGUGUUACAAGGUAUGGGUGGAAAUGUGGCAAAAGGGCAACUUACUUUUUGACUUUUUGCUUACACAUACCCCCACAUAACUUGUGGAGCUCAGCUUUAUAGCAACAGAGUUACAUAACUAUGUAAUUCAUACAUUGUUGCAGGUAUUGAUUUUUGUUCCAUAGUAAUUAAACAAAUGGUAACAAAGUGUGAUUGAAAAUACUGCUAAUUAUAUGAGGGUGCACAUACUUUUCCCUAGUUUGAUAUAUGGAACACUGUAAAUAUUUGAACCGGCAUAAAGAUAGGUUCAAGGCCUAGACAGCAUAUAACGCAAACACAAUUUUCUGUGUCCGUUUGUCAAUAUGGUGUUUUAAAACCUAUUCCUAUUACAUGUACAGUUAAUGUUUGAAAUAAAA
This is a messenger RNA of Osmerus eperlanus (European smelt), 2504 nucleotides long. RefSeq names its product angiotensin II receptor, type 1b (gene agtr1b). The transcript is spliced from 3 exons. The record is from RefSeq and is a predicted model, not a curated record. Gene Ontology annotation, molecular function: angiotensin type II receptor activity; C-C chemokine binding; C-C chemokine receptor activity. Lineage: Eukaryota; Metazoa; Chordata; Actinopteri; Osmeriformes; Osmeridae. Gene Ontology annotation, biological process: G protein-coupled receptor signaling pathway; positive regulation of cytosolic calcium ion concentration; brain development. Bases 276 to 1358 code for a protein of 360 amino acids. Gene Ontology annotation, cellular component: external side of plasma membrane; membrane.